Messenger RNA from Acanthochromis polyacanthus (spiny chromis), 3177 nucleotides. RefSeq names its product phospholipid phosphatase-related protein type 5-like. Gene Ontology annotation, biological process: phospholipid metabolic process; signal transduction; phospholipid dephosphorylation. NCBI's taxonomy places the organism in Eukaryota, Metazoa, Chordata, Actinopteri, Pomacentridae. The record is from RefSeq and is a predicted model, not a curated record. Gene Ontology annotation, molecular function: phosphatidate phosphatase activity.
GGACCAUGCUGUACUUCCAGGUGGUGAUUCUGGCGGCUGCGGUGAUGCUGGUUUACUACUUUGAGUUCACCGACACGUUCAGUCCAGCCGAGCAGGGCUUCAUCUGCAGAGACCCGGCUCUGAGCAGACCUGAUCCUGGAUCUGAGCAGUCCAGCAGCGUCCAGCCGGUGAUCCUGUACUGUGUGGUGGGCGGACUGCCGGUGGUGCUGAUUUCAGGUGUAGAGGUGACUAUCUUCCUCCUUCACUACAACCUGAACAACCUUUAUGACCAGGAGAAGGCCGUCGUCAUGGGAGACUGUUGCUACGUCAACCCCAUGGUGCGCAGGACCUUCCGUUUCCUGGGUGUUUACGUCUUCGGUCUGUUCAUGACAGACAUUUUUGUCAACGCUGGCCAGAUGGUGACAGGAAGUCUGGCUCCUUACUUCCUGUCUGUUUGCCGGCCCAAUUACACGGCUCUGGACUGUCAGAACACGGCACGCUUCAUCAGCCAAUCAGACGCCUGCACCGGUAACCCCGAUGACAUCAUGAGAGCCAGGAAGACGUUUCCGUCCAAAGAGGCAGCUCUGAGUCUGUACCUGGCUGUUUACCUGGCAGUGAGUUACCGUUCCAUCAGGUUACCUUCACCACUUAGAAAAACGUCAAUGCUUUAUUUGGACUUUUAUUGUGGAACUACUCUUUCCUGUCAGAUGUAUGUCAUGUCCUGUGUUGGCUCCAAUGGAGGUCGGCUGGCCGGGCCUCUGCUCAGUCUGUCGUUGGUCAGCGUGGCCGUUCUGACAGGAAUCAACAGAGUGGCUGAAAACCGAAACCACUGGAGGGACGUGAUCGCAGGACAAGCUGUUGGAGCUGCCAUCGCCGUCUUUCUGGUGGUGUUUGUGGUCCAGUACUUUAAAAAGAGACCUAGACUUCCUCAGAGUCCCUCAGACGCUGGAACAGCUGACACCGACGAGGCUUCACCUCAGAUCAACCACAGCAAGGACAACAGCGACAAAUAUGCUGUCGCACAGACUCCUGGAUCCUGCACAGAAGUCACAUGACUAUGACCUCCACCCCCACAGCAUGAGCGUGGGGGACAUGGACCUUUGUGUUUUCAGCUCAUCGCCUUCUUCAUCUGAAGCUGUCUGCUGCUUUUUGCAGCAUUUCAGAAUUAAUCAGAAAACACCACUUUAAUCAGGAGUAAUUAGUGUAAAUAGAGCAACAACAACAGGAGGAGGAUGUGGUUCUCUCAGAGGGAAAUCUGGAAGGUGCAUUUAAAAAAGAACUGUGGUAUUUAUUUAGGCAAGAUCACUGCUGUAAACCAGCUGUAGCAUUAAAUAUAGUCUGAUAUGUUAGUACAAUGCUACAUGUAUGUAAUAUAUUACUGCUAUUCAUGCAUCUUUAUUUAAACACUUGGAACUAAAGACAGCAUAGAAUAUCAUAGUAAUCGGUGAGUUAUAGGGAUCUGAAGGGGAAAACUGUAAAAUAACAGAAGUACAUUCAUGCUGGUUGUAUCUUUGGUGUGUGGUCAUAGUUUCUGUCCUCCUGUCAAAGCCUAUCGGCGUUCCACACAGAAACAACAUCUGCAUUUAUUGUUCCAACCAUUGAUCAGAUUCUGCAAAUCUGUCUUUAGAAACAGGAGAUCUCUGCUGCCAUCUGGUGGUGCGGUUGCUUCAUGGCCACUCCUAUUGAAACCCUGUGGUUUAUGGAAGAUCUUAGUCUUUUUGUCUUUUCAAAGGUGAAAAAUGAGGAAACAUCGACUUUCUUCUUUUCUACAUUUAUUUUCCACAAUGUAGAAGCAAACUGAAGCUACCAGCCCUGUGAAAUAACACAAAUAGACUUAUGUAUAUUAUAUGAUUUUUUUAACAAAAUACUUUAUCUUGGGCUAUAUAACACUAUUUGUCUAUUUCACUGAUGUCUUCGGUGUCCACUUAGGAUGAGGAGUGGCAUGUUUACAGGGAGUCCUGCAUCAUAAAUCCAAAAUUUAUGGUCAUAUUUUGUCUGUUUGUGGUCAUAUUUUGCCACUUUUUGGUCAGAUUCAGCCUGCUUAUGGCCACAUUUCUCUUCUUUUUGGUCAUGCUUUCACCGUUUCAUGUCUUUCAGCAGACACUUUAAAACAUAUAUUUAAAAAAAAGAUCAAUCCUUAAAUCUGUGCCCCAGUUUACCAAAGAUAAUUUUCUUCCUAUUUUCUCCUAUAGUGCUGUUUUCUGAAUUUUCUUGUCUGUGAGGAUGUCAUGUUUGAAAGCAUAGUGUUGUGAAUUACUUCAAACUCACAGGCCAGCAAAGAGAUUAUUGAUUUCUGAUUUAAAGGGUGACACAAAAAAAAAGAGCUUUUGAACAAUCCAAUAAAACCAAGAGUGAUGGAAGAAAAACAUUCUAUUCAUAGUAAUUGAAACCUUAAAACAUGCCAUUUAAGAAACAGUGAUGGAAUUUUCAUUUUUUAUAAUGAUUUCCUGUAGAUGGCGUCCUCCUGUACGAAUGCAUUCUUGAAAUCUACCUGGGUCUAUCUCAAGAGUAAAGAGUACACGACUCGACCAAGAACUCUGGAUGAGUUAAAACAGAGAAUUCAGGAUGAAUUUCACAGUAUCCAGCUGAGAUGCUGCAGCGAUCAAUGAGGAAUCUCAACAGCAGAUUUCAAGAAUGCAUUCGUACAGGAGGACGCCAUCUACAGGAAGUCAUUUUAAAAAAUGAAAAUUCCAUCAUUGUUUCUUAAAUGGCAUGUUUUAAGUUUUCAGUUACUAUGAAUAAAAUAUUUUUCUUCCAUCACUCUUGGUUUUAUUGGAUUGUUAAAAAGUUCCCGUUUUUUUGUGUCAUGCUGUAUUUACCGUGUUUUGUCUCUCAUGCAAUGUCCCAUGAUACUUUACCUACUGCCACAAUAAUGGGUUUUGCCGUUUGUUUAAAUAGGGACAGAAUUACUAUCGAUUAUAUAGCUUUAUUUAUCAGUAACUUGCAUCUGUGAUAUUGCUAUCAAGCUUCUGUGGGGGUUUACACUCUGUUGGAAGAAUUCUUUGAGACUUUAUCUGGAAAUUUGGAUGUACAAUAUAUUGUAUGAACUAUAUUACUGAGCAUAUAUAUUAUGAUGUAUAAACAGAUGUGUGGUGUUUUGCUUACCUGUGAUAAAAUGUUUUGUCCAGUGGUGAUUCUCGUCUGCUCUGAGAGUCAGGAAACAAAAAGAAUGGAUUAAUAAAAUGUUUUACAGGGGAA